AUGGUGGCUAGCAACAACAAUUAUGCAUCCAACAAAGAUUCAACAAACACGGCUGUUGCACUGACCAUAACCUCAGCUCUAUGUGGAUUAAUUGCAACUUGGGCAACCCUUCGAAUCUCCAACAAGAGGCAUGAAGAAGAAAUGGAAGCAGAAUCCAAGGAAUGGGAAAGACGACGACAAGAGGAAAGAAAAGGAAGGAUUCGGGCGGAGCAAAAGUUGCGAAGUCUAUUGAACGAAAAGAAAAAUGCACCCUUAAAAGAAAGCAAUGACAUCGGGAACAACAAUGACGCAGACCCAUAUGCCAUGAGACUCUCGACGAUUGGUACCAUCGUAUCACCCUACACAAAACGCAUGGGAACACCUCGUCAAGGUGCCUUGGUUCCCAGCAGUCGCGGAUUUGUUCAAUUCAACUCUUCGCUGUCACCUGAGGCUGUGGAUGGUAUUGCGGAAUAUAGUCAUUUGUGGGUGAUCUUUCAAUUUCACGCCAACACGAGUUUGGCCACUUCCAAGAAAACCAAAAUACGCCCACCCCGAGGAGGAGGCAGAAAGGUUGGAAUGUUGGCUACCCGAUCACCUCACCGUCCUAACGCUCUGGGACUGUCUCUUGUGAUCAUCGAUCGGUGGGAGCCAUCUACUCGUCGUUUGUACAUCAAAGCACUCGACCUUGUCCAUGGAACCCCCGUGUAUGAUGUCAAGCCCUAUGUGCACUGGGAUAUCCCAGGGAAUGUCUACGACACGAGCCUACUCAAACUACCAGAUUGGGUUGAAAAUAAAGAAGAUGUAUUACCUAGUGUGGAAUUUACGGAUGCUGCCGAAGCCUCCCUUUUGAAGUUUGUCGAACAUAACCGUUUGGCACCCUUGUAUUCCAGCAAGGACAAGACCAGCUUGGAGGCAGCCAAGCAAACACUGCUAGAAAUUCUGGCACAAGAUCCACGGACAUCGCACAAGGGAGUUUCCAAAAAUCAGAGGGGCUCCUUAUCGGGCUCCGAAACCUAUCGUAUUUUGUUUGGCAAGAUUGAAAUUGAAUUCUCGGUCUCUGAGCACGGGGCAAAAGUUAUUGCCGUGCAUCCCUACCAUGCAGAGUCGGCCGGCAAUUCGGAAAAUGCAUCAGAAUAG
This is a messenger RNA of Cylindrotheca closterium, 1116 nucleotides long. NCBI's taxonomy places the organism in Eukaryota, Bacillariophyta, Bacillariophyceae, Bacillariales, Bacillariaceae. The record is from the annotation of a GenBank genome assembly.